AUGACGACAAUGGGCGGUGGAUGGACGGCAAUUCAGAAACGCUUAGACGGAUCGAUGACCUUUAACAGGACCUGGACGGAAUAUAAAAAUGGCUUUGGUUCACCAGCACAGAACGUCUGGAUUGGAAAUGACGUAAUCCAUAAAUUAACAAAAGAAAACACCUCAUCCCUGUAUGUGUCCAUCACUCUCCAGAAUGGUACAACGCUGUAUGAAAUGUACGACGGAUUCUCUGUCUCCGACGAAGCAGGAAAAUAUCAACUCUUUCUUGCAGGACCUGCCAAUGGGACUUUAGGGGACUCUAUGUUAAACACGGGUUAUUCUGGUAUUAAUCUGUCUGGGAUGUCCUUCAGUACCCCAGACAGGGAUAACGACAGGUGGAGUGCUGGUAACUGUGCUGUUCUCAGUGACCGUAGAGGAGGCUGGUGGUUUAACUGGUGUCACGCCGCCUUCCUUAACGGUCAAUGGUCCCCGGAGUCCUGGUACAGACCAUGGUUUCCUACAGUGACUGAUGGUAAACAGAUAAAGGAGACUCUCAUGAUGAUCAAGCGUCGCUAG
Messenger RNA from Saccostrea cuccullata (small rock oyster), 555 nucleotides. Its product is annotated as fibroleukin-like. The coding region runs from base 1 to 555 and encodes 184 amino acids. The record is from RefSeq and is a predicted model, not a curated record. The transcript has 4 exons. NCBI's taxonomy places the organism in Eukaryota, Metazoa, Mollusca, Bivalvia, Ostreida, Ostreidae.